AUGGGGGUCCCCAAGUUCUACCGGUGGAUCUCGGAGCGGUACCCCUGCCUCAGCCAGGUGCUGAAGGAGCAUCAGAUUCCAGAAUUUGACAACUUAUACCUGGACAUGAAUGGCAUUAUACAUCAGUGUUCACAUCCAAAUGAUGAUGAUGUUCACUUCAGAAUCUCAGAAGAUAAGAUUUUUGCUGAUAUUUUUCACUAUUUGGAAGUACUAUUUCGCAUUAUUAAACCAAGGAAGGUUUUCUUCAUGGCAGUUGAUGGAGUAGCUCCAAGAGCAAAAAUGAAUCAGCAGCGUGGGAGACGUUUUAGAUCAGCAAAAGAGGCAGAGGACAAAAUAAAAAAGGCAUUAGAAAAGGGAGAAACUCUCCCUACAGAAGCCAGAUUUGACUCCAACUGUAUUACACCAGGAACUGAAUUCAUGGCCAGAUUGCAUGAGCAUCUUAAAUAUUUUGUAAAUAUGAAGAUUUCCACAGACAAAUCCUGGCAAGGAGUAACAGUCUACUUAUCAGGCCAUGAGACUCCAGGGGAAGGUGAGCAUAAAAUUAUGGAGUUCAUCAGAUCAGAAAAAGCAAAACCCCAUCAUGAUCCAAACACAAGACACUGUCUCUAUGGCUUAGAUGCUGACUUGAUUAUGCUGGGAUUAACAAGUCAUGAGGCACACUUUGCGCUCUUAAGAGAAGAAGUCAGAUUUGGUGGUAAAAAAUCUCAAAGAGCAUGUGCACCAGAGGAAACCACAUUUCAUUUACUGCACUUAUCACUGAUGAGAGAAUAUAUUGAUUAUGAAUUUUCACCAGUGAAAGACAAGAUUUCCUUUGAAUAUGAUAUUGAAAGGAUAAUAGAUGAUUGGAUCUUAAUGGGUUUCCUUGUAGGAAAUGAUUUCAUUCCUCAUCUACCUCAUUUACACAUUAAUCAUGAUGCACUGCCGCUACUUUAUAGAACAUACAUGGCUAUCUUGCCGGAACUGGGAGGUUACAUAAAUGAAAACGGGCAUCUGAAUUUAAAACGCUUCGAGAAAUAUCUCACAAGAUUGUCAGAUUUUGAUCGCGAACACUUCAGUGAAGUCUUUGUAGACCUAAAAUGGUUUGAAAGUAAAGUAGGCAAUAAAUACCUCAACGAGGCAGCUGGUAUUGCAGCAGAGGAAGCCAGAAAAAAUAAACAAAAGAAACAAAAGGUUAGUGCUCAGGAAAAUUCUAUAUGUUUGGCUGCUUUAGAAAAAAACGAAGGUGAAGUUGUGACCCCUAAAACUGUGUUGGAAGAUGAACCAGAAGAUGAUGAUCUGUUUGAAACUGAGUUUAGGCAAUACAAAAGAACUUACUACAUGACUAAAAUGGGUGUAGAAGUAGUUUCUGAUGACUUCUUGGCUGAUCAAGCUGAAUGUUAUGUCCAGGCAAUACAAUGGAUUUUGCAUUAUUAUUAUCAUGGAGUUCAGUCAUGGAGCUGGUAUUAUCCUUAUCAUUAUGCACCUUAUCUGUCAGAUAUUCGCAACAUCAGCGAACUCAAAAUCAAAUUUGAACUGGGAAAACCUUUCAUGCCAUUUGAACAGCUUCUUGCUGUACUUCCAGCAGCCAGCAAGGAUCUGCUACCCAAAUGCUACCAGCAUUUGAUGAUCAGUCAAGACUCUCCUAUUAUAGAAUAUUAUCCACCAGAUUUUAAAACUGACCUAAAUGGAAAACAGCAAGAAUGGGAAGCUGUAGUAUUAAUCCCGUUUAUUGAUGAGAAACGACUGCUGCAGGCCAUGGAAUCCUGUAAUAAGUGCCUAAAAGAAGAGGAGAAACAAAGAAAUACUCACAGUGCUUGCUUAAUGUACUGGUACGACAAAGAUGCAGAGUUCCAGUACAUGUCACCGUGGCCAGAGAAAUUCCCUGCGGUAGAGAGAUGUCAUACGAGGUAUAAAACAAUACCUUUGGAUGCUUGGCACGUAGAAAUAACCCACAAUAAGAUAACUAAAAUCAACAAAAGAGCAUUAUAUUUUUGUGGAUUUCCUACUUUAAAGCACAUUAAACAUAAGUUCUAUCUUAGAAAAAGUGGCGUACAGGUGUUUCAGCAAAGCAGCCAUGGAGAGAACAUGAUAUUAGAAAUCGUAGCUGAUGAGAACUCAAAAGAACAGAUGGUAGAAAAUGUUGCCAGUUUGGUACUUGGAAAGCGUGUUUUUGUUAACUGGCCACACCUUGAAGAAGCCAGAGUUGUUGCUGUAUCAGACGGAGAAACUAAGUUUUAUUUGGAAGAACCACAUGGCACACAGAAGCUUUACAUGGGAAAUGCAGUGCCCCCAACUAAAGUGGCAUAUGUUGGAGAUAAGGAACAAAGCAUUUGGUUAAAAGAAGUUCAAGGCAUUUCAGAGCACUACCAGAGAAGAAAAGGAAUAAUUAUUCAUGAAACAUCAAUAGUUGUAUAUGCUCAGUUACUCACUGGUAAUAGAUAUCAACUAAACCAAAAUGGAGAAGUUUAUUUGGAGAAGCAGUGGUCAAAACAAGUUCUUCCUUUUGUUUACCAAACUAUUGUCAAGGACAUCAAAGCCUUUGACUCCCGUUUUUCAAACAUCAAAACUUUGGAUGACUUGUUUCCUCCUGGAAGUACAGCCUUUAUGCUGGGAUCUCCUUACUAUGGCUGCAUGGGAGAAGUUCAAGAUUCACGUGAUGUGAUCACAGAAGGUAGAAUUCGUGUAGUUUUCAAUAUUCCGUGUGAACCCCAGCUUGAGCCUUUAAUACAGAACCAGCACAAAUAUUCUGUGAAAUACAAUCCUGCAUAUAUUUUGGCCAGCCGUCUUGGAGUAAGUGGAUAUCUUGUCUCCAGAUUUACAGGGAGUAUCUUUAUUGGAAGAGGAUCAAAGAAAAAUCCUCAUGGAGAUCACAAAGCAAAUGUGGGGCUAAACCUGAAGUUCAAUAAGAAAAAUGAAGAAGUUCCUGGCUAUACUAAGAAAGUUGGAAAUGAAUGGAUGUAUUCUUCUGCAGUAGAACAACUACUUGCUGAGUAUUUAGAAAGGGUCCCUGAACUAUUUAAUUAUAUAGCCAAGAAUAGCCAGGAAGAUAUCUUCUAUGAAGAUGACAUUUGGCCUGGAGAGGAUGAGAAUGGAGCUGAGAAAGUUCAAGAAAUUGUUGCCUGGUUAAAGGCACAUCCUGUGUCUGCUUUGUCUCGCUCAUCUUGUGACUUGCAAAUUUUGGAUGCAGCCAUUGUUGAGAAGAUUGAAGAAGAAGCAGAGAAAUGCAAGCAGAGAAAGAGCAACAAGAAGGUGCGAGUAACUGUGAAACCACAUUUGCUGUACAGACCAUUAGAACAACAGAAUGGGGUUGUUCCAGAUCGAGAUGCAGAGUAUAGGCUGUUUGACCGUGUUGUCAAUGUGAGAGAAAACUUUUCUGUUCCAGUUGGUCUUCGAGGUACCAUUAUAGGAAUUAAAGGAGCCAGUAGAGAAACAGAUGUGCUCUUCGAAGUUUUGUUUGAUGAAGAAUUCCUUGGAGGCCUAACUAUAAGGUGCUCACCUGCCAGAGGUUAUCGUCUGCCAUCAAGUGCCUUAAUCAACCUGUCUCAUGGUAGUCGGUCAGAAAUGGGAAAUCAAAAACUGACGGCCAUAGUUAAACCUCAGCCAGCUGUGAAUAACCACAGUUCGCAUGCCUCUGAUCUGUCAUCUCUAUGCUCACAAAAAGUGCAUCUGGGAGGCCUCAACCAUUCUCCUCGCUCUCUUUUUGUUCCUACUCAGGCACAGAGUAAGCAAGAUGAUGAAUUCUGCAGCAUAUGGCAAUCAUUGCAGAGUUCUGGGAAGUCUCACCACAUUCAGCAAAGCAUGCAUGAGAAGGGUGCAGUUCUACCUCAGGAAGUCAAGCUGGGAACUGGCAAUCAGUUCUAUAAACCAGGAUUCAAUGAUAGCAGCUUUAAAGGUCAGCAAAGAAAACAGGAGCCGUAUAAAAAAUUUAAAGAAGAUUCCAAAGUUACAAGAGGUGAAAGUCAGCCACAUAAUAAAAUAUCAAACAAACAGAAGGACAAUGAACUUGAAAGUCUUCUAGCUUCUUUGAAAAUUUCCAAAGAAAAUGAAGUGCAGACUUAUUCCAAGGAAGCAAGAGCUACAAAUGAAGAACAUCUGUCACCACAAUCAUUUGCUAUGAAAGGAACGCAGAUGCUCAAAGAGAUUUUGAAGAUAGAUGGCUCUGACCUGGAAACAAGGAAUGAAGUGAAAUCCCAAGUUAAUGAUCUUCCUACUCCCCCUAGUAGACAGGAUUGCCAUGGAGCUGCCUUGCAAUAUAGACAAACAAAAAAAAUGGCUGCUUAUACAAACAAGCCUCAUAGCACUGGAGGCCCUCAGAACACACCAGCACUGGAAAUUGGAGGUCACCCUUUCGCUUGUCCACAGCCUGCACUGUCUACUGUCUCUGAACUUUCUCGUGUUUGUUCUCUUGUUGGAAUGUCACAACCAGAUUUCGCUUUCCUAAAAACACCACAGACCAUGACAGUUUGUCACAUAAAAUUAUCAAAUGGUUUGUUGGUUCAUGGACCGCAGUGUCAUUCUGAAGCUGAAGCAAAGGAGAAAGCUGCACUUUUUGCUUUACAGCGUUUGAGUUCUAUAGGAAUAAAUUUCCCUUUGCCUCCACCUCCGCCUCCACCAGUGUUUCCAAAUUAUCAACCACUGGGAGUUCCUGUACCACCUGGAUCUAUUCCUCCAGUAUUUGCACAACCCCCUGCUAACAUAAUGCCUCCAUCAUCUCACAUGUUUGGUCCAGUAUCCUGGGGAACUCCAGUGCCUAAACAUUAUUAUGCUGGCUCCUAUCCAGGAAAUGUGUCUCUUGCAGGAACUAUACCAGUUGGUUCUCACAACCAGUUUAUACCUCUGCAGGUAACUAAAAAAAGGGCUGCUAGCAAGAAAAACUUUGAGCUCAAGGAGUUUCAGAGUUCCCCUCAAGCUGCACCACUAAAGAAUGAACAGCCAGUGUCUUCUGACCACAUUCAGCAAGAUAGUUCUUCAGCUCCUUUAAAAUCUCCUCAAGCUGCUCAAUCCACUGUUUCAUUUCAAGACAAUGUGGCUACUCCAAGCGUUCCUCAUAACAAAUCAACACCAAACACUUCCAGCAAGCGAAAGCCAAGAAAGCUGGCUGUCAAUUUUGGCGCACCAAAAUCUUCAGAAUAAAUAUGGUAGCUAGGUGUAUUUUAUCUUUUAACUCUUCCCCCACUGUUAUGUUCUAUCAUUUAAAAAAAUCAGAAAGCUCUAUUAAAAAGACCAGCCACUUUAAGUAUAAUAUAGAAUGAAAUACAUUUUAUUUGCUAUGAUUUUCAGGUUGUUACAAAAACUAUAAAAAGUAUGUGAACACUUAAUUAUUUUGACUUAAAUUAGCAAAAGCCAGGAAAUGCUGAGUUAAGGUUACCAUGCCAUCCAUUGUGCCUAGGUUUCUAAACAGUGGCUUACAGACUAUACUGGGUAAGCAGCAAUAACAAUGGCAACCUUAAUUCAGAAUUGCCGUGCUUCUUGGGAGGGAUGUGGAGCGGUAAUAAGUUGGGCAUCAAACAUUGCUUAGUAUGACAUUUUGUAUUCUAGCUUAUUUUUAAAUAGUGUAAUAAGACAGAAAUGAAAAAAUGAUCUAAAUGCAGCUUUUACAUUGCCUUUCCAGGUCCUUCUGAGUUGAAUCAGUGUUACUAAAACCUUACUACAGUGGAACUGCCAAAUUCGCUUUAACUAUGAACUGCUAGGUUUUAUACCAGAGAGCAACAACUUUACAACUUGCAAAAUGUAGGUAUUAGUGUAUCUCUAGUAUUAGAGUGGCAAAAAGUGGUUGCUGAUGCAGAAUUUGUUCCAGAAGAUUAAUUUAUAGGAGGAAUAAAAAAAUACAUUUGCCAAGUAGAGACCUCAUUGGUAAAGUACAUUUAAUUUUUUUAAUCUAGCAGCAUUAUCAAUUUCAUUGUUUUCUGAUGAUAAAAUAACAUAGAUAUCUACUACAGAUCUGCAUAGCCUCCUAAAAAGCUAGUGAUACCCCCAUUUUUUUCUAAAUUAUAAAAAUGGCCAGAGUUUAAAGAUGUCCACUUGUGUAUUAUCAAAGUUAUGUUUACUUAGAGUCCAUUUCUCCCUCUAAUAGUCUGUGCCCUGAAACCUUCUCUACGGUAGUUUAUUUUUUUGUUGCUAGUGACUUAAUAUUUAUUUUUUAGUUUUGUGAUAGAAGUUCUGUGUAGCAAAAUGAAAUUAUCAGAAACUGUUACUAUUGGUUCCAUAAGAAUAGUCAGACAAAAAGUUGACUUGUAUUUUUGGAGGGAGCUAUCUUGUAAAAGAAGUAACUCCAUUGGUUUUAAUUCAUACAGGAAAAAAAGAAGGCUCAAAAGUCCCUGUACUAUUCUUAACCCACAUGUACUGUUCUUAAUGACCUUAAUAAGAAAUCUUCAGUCUAAGAGCAAAUUUGAAGCCUCAGCUGGUGCUGUUUACUGAUGUUGAUUAAAUUAAUUUUUCUUCUUUAUUCCAACGUGUUCUAGAAAAAAUACUUUUCCUCAAAGGCCCAGGAAGCUUAGAAAUAAAGCAUACUUUAGUGAUUUAUUUCAUUGCCUCCAAACAGGUUUCAUGUUGGAUCUGCAAGUCUGUAGACUUUCUUUCAGUUCCCCUACCUUGUUCUUUGCUUCCAUUUCUUGGUGUAGUACCAAGUUUCACAUUGUUACCAUGCUAUAGGAUUUUUUUAUAUUGAUUUCUCUGAAACAGUUGUUGCCUCAGUGAUAUUUCUAGAAUAACAGCAAGCCCUAUAAAAAGGAUCACAGAGGUAAAAACAAGGUUAAGAAAUUUUAUUUAAUUUUACUUAAUAUCACAAACCUUGUAGAAUAGUCUAUAUACAGUACUAAAAUACAUUGAUUUUUGUUGUUCUCUUUAUAGCCGUCUAGUCUCAAGAGGGUUUGAAGCUGUAUUCUGUGAAGGGAAAGUUGUACGUUUUGGUGAUAUACUGUCAUUAGCAGCACAAGACUAACGCAAUGCUGACACGCCAAUAUUUUAGAAGUGUUUAUGUGAAAUUUAGUUAGGAGACACAGAUGUUAGUCCCCCAUAUCCUAUAUGAAUUAUCUGAUCAUCAGAGAAAAGGUCUUUAGAAAUUCCUGUGAUAGAGAUGAGACUAUGUUAGAUUCUUGCAUCACAGAAUUUUGACAUAUCUGGAUAGCCAAUUUAUGCAGAUUUUUUAGAAACAAAGUUAUGAAGGACACUAUACUCUUAACACCGGUAAACACAGCAAUUUUUGUUAUUAAUUAAUUACUUCAGACUAAGACUGCCUCUCCUUCAAGUAGAAUUGCUAUAUUUAGUAUAUAUAGUUAGUUAAACACUUAAUUCUGUAACUGCUGCAUAUUGUAUUAGUCCCUGGGGUUUAGUUUAUAUAUUCUAUAAUGCUGACUGCCUGGUGCCCAGUUAAUUACAGUUUUACAUGUCCUGGUAGAUGUAACAUCUGCAUUGACCUAUGCCAUGUCCCCUACAAUUUCAGUUUUAUAUUUUAACAAGGUGAUUAUGUUUAAUUCAUACAGAUAUAAAUUUAAGCAUUUGUUUUUCUCAUAGAUAUAAAGUAUUUUGUAAGCACUGGAGUUUUUCAUUAGAUCUUAUACAGAGCAGUAUUUUACUAAAAAUCCAAAAGGGAAGACUUUUAUGUGCGCAUUUUUGUAGUUUCUGAUUUUUUUAAAAUAACUUUUCAUUGUUUAUCUGCCAAGUGAAAUGUUUUAAAUUUGCAUAUGAAUGGAUACAGAAUGUAUUUUUCGUGCUGUUUAGUGUUAAGUGUGCAUUUGCAGAUUUUUAGCAUGUAGUUGCACAAAGGACUGUGCAAAGAUAUUUUAAAAUAUGAAUAUAUGAUACAUUGAAGGAAAAACAUUCAUAAAAGUUAAAUGCUAUAUAAAACUUUAAUGCAAUAGAAUAAUUUUAUAAAUUGUGUCUG
Messenger RNA from Gavia stellata (red-throated loon), 7861 nucleotides. It is a transcript of the gene XRN1, whose product is annotated as 5'-3' exoribonuclease 1. The coding region runs from base 1 to 5112 and encodes 1703 amino acids. Gene Ontology annotation, molecular function: RNA binding; 5'-3' RNA exonuclease activity. The transcript is spliced from 41 exons. Gene Ontology annotation, biological process: nuclear-transcribed mRNA catabolic process; rRNA catabolic process. Gene Ontology annotation, cellular component: nucleus. The record is from RefSeq and is a predicted model, not a curated record. NCBI's taxonomy places the organism in Eukaryota, Metazoa, Chordata, Aves, Gaviiformes, Gaviidae.